UAGUUAAAUAAACGUAAAAAUGGAAACUUCCUUUUCUUCUUCGUUCUUGGCAAUGAUUUUCGGCUUCAACUAGCUACGGAGCAAAGAAUGGUGAAGCGGCGGAGAUAGAGAGAUCUGUGUUGUUCUCUUUACAUCUCCAUAGCUUCUUCAUUCAUUCAAUCUCUCGUUGAACAAAUUCGGCUAAUCGAGUUAAAAAAAAAUGGAGACUCUGGCAAGUGAUGAUGAUCCUGGAUUGAUUGAUUCGGGUGUGUAUCUAAGGCUAGGGCUUCUUAUUGCAGAGAAGGGCAACAAGCGUUUGCAGAAGAAGCAGCCACCACCCGCACUUCUCUCACGUCUCGCUUCAUCUCUCGAGAGAUCUAUCUCGUCUCCCCCAGAGUCUGCUGCUGCUGCUGCUGUGACCACCGUCUUUGACGGUAGAUCUCCCCCCGAGAUCACCAUUUCAGACUACUUGACUCGCAUUUACAACUACUCUCGCUGCAGCCCUUCUUGCUUUGUGGUCGCCUACAUCUACAUUCAUCAGUUUCUCCACCUCACCCGGUCUCACCUCACCCCUCUUAAUGUCCACCGCCUUCUCGUUACAAGUGUCAUGUUAUCUGCCAAAGUCUUCGAUGACAGGUAUUACAACAAUGCUUACUACGCCAGAGUAGGAGGUGUGAGCACGAGAGAGCUCAACAGAUUGGAGAUGAAGCUCUUGUUCGCCCUUGAUUUCAAGCUUCAGGUUGAUCCUCACACCUUUCACUCCCACUGUUGUCAUUUAGAGGAACACAACAGCAGCGACGACGACGGCUUCCACAUCGACUGGCCUAUAAAAGAAGCAUGCCGACUCAGCAAAGAGUCUUGGCGUAAGGCCACACCAGAGUCUGUCUGCUCUCAAACCACUGCACGCUGAUCAGCGAGGAUUUCAUUCGCGUGGCAACUGUAAGAAUAGGGUUUUUUGGUUUGUGUGUUUUUUGGUAGUGUGAUCAAUCAUUCUUUUGCACAAUUUGAUUCUUGUGAGCAUCAAAAAUUCACAAACCUUUAAAAUUUUGUCUAGUAUAAAGUUUCUAAAAUUCUCACGA
Molecule: messenger RNA, 1058 nt
Organism: Raphanus sativus (radish)
Lineage: Eukaryota; Viridiplantae; Streptophyta; Magnoliopsida; Brassicales; Brassicaceae
Product: cyclin-U3-1
Exons: 3
Coding region: 200-889 (229 amino acids)
Biological process (GO): regulation of cyclin-dependent protein serine/threonine kinase activity
Molecular function (GO): protein kinase binding
Source: RefSeq, a predicted model, not a curated record